AUGGGAAAGCGGAAGAGCACUUCCAUCAAGCCCAAGCCCAACCGAAUUCCCAAACUGGACAAAGAAUUCAACUGCCCCUUCUGCAACUCCUCUACGGCAGUGAAGGUCGAACUUCGGGCCGUAUCGCGCUUAGAAGAAGGCAUUGAUGUGUAUGGGGACUGGAUCGAUGCCUGUGUUGCAGCCAAUGCAGCAGCCGCCAAGGAGGCCCAGUUGAAGCUCGAACGCGGCUCUCAACUUCCACAGGGGGGGGCCUCUAGGGGCCCCCCUUCGGCCGCAACCGAAUCUCCAUCGGACUCAGAAGCAGCUACAAGAGGCAAAGAAAAGAUUGAGCGACAGGGGACGCCCCGGCGGGGCGGUUUUCAAGGAAGUGGGGGGGCCCGUAAAGUUUCCUCUGCCCAAAGAGGGAGCACGAAGAAGUUGGCGAGAUCAACAGAGAGUGAGGCGGAGGGCAGCAGCAGCGAGGAAACAGAGGGAGUGGAUCCUGAGGGGGAUGAGGGUUCCCCCUCACUGAAGCGCUUGCGCGUGGACCGCGGGCGAGAGGGCGAGGAAGGAGGGGAAGCAGUGGGGUCAGAAGGUAGCGAUACGGAGGGCUUACACCCGGCUGAACAGGGGGGGGAUGCAGGCGAGAGAGUAAGGGCUAGAGAGAAGGGCGAGGCGGAAAUAGGGGGAGUGCUUGAGCAAUACAGAAGAGACGCGGAGGGAGAAGAAGAAGAUUCUACCGCUCUCUUCAAUGAUGACGAGUGA
This is a messenger RNA of Cyclospora cayetanensis, 744 nucleotides long. RefSeq lists its product as uncharacterized. The record is from RefSeq and is a predicted model, not a curated record. The transcript is spliced from 2 exons. Lineage: Eukaryota; Apicomplexa; Conoidasida; Eucoccidiorida; Eimeriidae. Gene Ontology annotation, cellular component: transcription elongation factor complex. Gene Ontology annotation, biological process: transcription elongation by RNA polymerase II. The coding region runs from base 1 to 744 and encodes 247 amino acids. Gene Ontology annotation, molecular function: RNA polymerase II complex binding.